Pocillopora meandrina is the source of this 657-nucleotide messenger RNA. The record is from the annotation of a GenBank genome assembly. Lineage: Eukaryota; Metazoa; Cnidaria; Anthozoa; Scleractinia; Pocilloporidae.
AUGGGAAUAUCCAUUUCGAAAAAACUUGAAGAACAACAGAAAGCAGAGGACGAUAAAGCCGUGGAAGAGCUGCAGACGCUGCAAGAGUUGAUGAUUAAUAAAGUUGCCGCCGCUACAGCAGAGAUGAGGGAACAAGCGCUCAAAGACGCUAAUGUCCCGAUUGCGGCGUUUGUCGACACAUCAGAGAAAUAUUUUGUCGACGUGUCGAACGUGCCUGAUGAAGACAUAACUGAAUCAAUCAAAGAAAUGUUUGGUGGAAACAUCAUACAGGGUCUUGUAGGCCUCAUCAGCGUAUCCCUCAAUCAGUUCUUGGGAAACACACAGGCUGGCGCAAGUGAGCAGAAUGAUUACCACAUCGUCUUUAGCAGUAACGCUCUCCUGCGAGUCGAUUUUAUGUUUUACAAAUACGAGUUUUCAUCCAAAGGAGUUAAAGAUGAACGUCGGAAUGGGUUCUGCUACUACACACAAGCUGCUGUUCUCAACCUCAAGAAGGUGGACCCGCAGGUCUUGCUGUACGAGCUCUCACGUACGAUUGGCGAGGAAAAUAUUCCCGACGCAGUAAAAAAACUUAAUUCAAUGGCUGAAUUUGCAGAGCGGUUGUACCAAAGUUAUCAACGAGUUGACCACCGCUGCCAAGAAAACCAUCACAGAUUCUGA